This is a messenger RNA of Penaeus vannamei (Pacific white shrimp), 6747 nucleotides long. The record is from RefSeq and is a predicted model, not a curated record. NCBI's taxonomy places the organism in Eukaryota, Metazoa, Arthropoda, Malacostraca, Decapoda, Penaeidae.
CUGAGCCUCCCAAACCAGCAGAAGUCAAGCCUGAGCCUCCCAAACCAGCAGAGGUCAAGCCUGAGCCUCCCAAACCAGCAGAAGUCAAGCCUGAGCCUCCCAAACCAGCAGAGGUCAAGCCUGAGCCUCCCGAACCAGCAGAGGUAUCGAAGCAGGAACCUCCUAAACCCCAAGUACAGACCAGGGCCCCUCUUGCGAAGCUCGCUGCUCCAGCACCUCACAAAAUGCAGGAACCAACAACUCCGUUCACUCCAGGCGGAACGCCCAAGCCUGUCUUCACUAAGACCCUCAAGGGUGAUGUUGUAGAACCCGGUGAUGGCGUGACCUUCGUGUGUGAGGUCGCCCACCCCGCGCCCUACUUCAUCACUUGGCUCAAGGACUCCAAGCCGUUGGACGACAAGCUGGCCGACCGGGUCCAGCAGACAGACACAGGAGCCAAGCAUGCCCUCAAGAUGACCGACGAAGGCUGCAAGCAUACACUUCAGGUGCUCAACUGCCGCGUCGAGGAUUCGGGCAUCUACACGGCCAAGGCGACGGACGAGAACGGCGUUUGGUCCACGUGCUCAGCCCAGCUCCUCGUCCAAGAGCUGACGGAGGAAGAGCGCGCCCGACGCAUCGCCGAGAAAUCUCCGUUCUUCAUGGUCCGCAUGAAGCCGACGCAGGUGAUCGAGAACACUAACCUGUCCUACACCAUCCACGUCAAGGGCGACCCCAUGCCCAAUGUAACCUUCUUCAAGGACGACAAGGAGCUGAAGGAGGACGCGCGCGUCACCAUCCACCGCGACGCCGCCAUCGGCCACUACGAGCUGCUCAUCACCCACGUGCAGCGCGAGGACGAGGGAACCUACAAGUGCGUUGCCACAAACAAGUUCGGGAAAGCCGAGUGCGAGGCCUCCAUGGCGGUGACCGAUGAGGAAAUGCUGUACGAAAGUCUCAGUGGAAAGGGAUCUCUGCUCGCGAAGGGAGAAAAGGCGGAGUUCAAGUGGUUCCGCGACGGAGUUGAAUUCGACCCUCACGAGAGGUUCAAUGUUAUGUUCAAGGACGACGAGGACACCCUGGCGCUGGUGUUCCAGAACGUGACUCCCGAGGACGCCGGUCUCUACACCUGCGUUGCGUCCACCUCCUGCGGCAAGAUCUCCUGCUCUGCCGAGCUCACUGUGGAAGGUUCCAUUAACCGUCUGCAGCGCGACCCAGAACCACCAAACUUCAAGGAAGAACUCACUGAUACUCAGGUCAAUGUUGGAGGAUCAGCCAUGUUGGAGUGCAGGAUUGGCGGAUACCCCAAGCCUGAACUCGCAUGGACCCGCAAUGGCCUGGACGUUAAAGCUGGCGGAAGGAUCAAGUUCCUCUGGGAAGACGAGGAAAGCGUCGCCCUCAUCAUCAAGAACUGCGAGGAGAAGGACGCUGGGCUCUACCGCGUCAUCGCCAAGAACGAGCUCGGAGAAGUCAGCUGCUCCGCCAAGCUGGGAAUCAAGGCCGGACCGAAGAUUGUGAGCAUGAAGAAGGAGGUCGCGUGCGUCGUUGGCCAGAAACUCGACUACCGCGUCGAGGUUGAGGGCGAGCCCACGCCCGAAAUCCGGUGGUUGAAGGAUGGCAAGCAGCUCAUGGAAAGCGAUCACAUUAAGUUCACGAAGGAGUCUGACACGGUGUUUGUCUUCAAGAUCGACAGCAUGCAGAUGGACGACUGCUGUACAUACACAGUCGUGGCCAGCAACCCCAUGGGCCAGGUGUCCGAGUUCUUCACCAUUGCCACAGACGCGGCUCCUCAGAUUACCCGCGGCCUCGACCCAGAGAUCGAGAAGCGAUACACCUACGACAUCGCCCUUGAAGUCCGCGGUACUGGCAGCCCCAAGCCCAUGGCCAGGUGGUACAAGAACGGGAAGGAGAUCAUGGCAGACGACAGGUUUAAGAUGGUCGUUGAUGAAUCCUUCUACAUUCUUAAGAUCCGCCGCUUGGAGAGGAAGGACAAGGGCACCUAUUGCUGCGAGCUUUCCAACUCGAGCGGAACUGCAAAGAGCGAGGGUGUGCUGUCGGUGCGAGCUCCCCCAGACUUCGUCACGCCGCUCAAAGAUGCGUGUGCCAAGGAGGGCGGGAAAGACGUCAAGAUGUUCGUCGAGUGGGAAGCCAACCCGAUGCCAACUGUCAAAUGGUUCUUCAAUGACAAACCCAUUCGCGACGACACCCCCGGUUACACCAUCCGUGGACAGGACACCAGCAUGGUGCUCACCAUCCACGAGGCGACGGAGGACGUCGUGGGCACGUACUCUGUCACGGCAACUAACGAGUACGGCGAGAGCGUCUGCAAGGCCAGGUUCCGUCUGCACGAAGCUCCUGUUGUUACAGAAGGUCUCAAGGACGCAGAAUUCCUUGAAGACAACAGUGCCAAGUUUACCUUCAAGGCGACGGGCGUUCCUACUCCCGAGAUCAAAUGGACGAAGGACGGCAAGAAGUGGAGCCCCGACAUGCAUCGCGUCAAGCUCAAGCAGGAAGGCGACGACACCUUCACGCUCUACUUCGACGAAGCCAAGACCGAGGACUCGGGCCAUUACGUGGCCACGAUCUCCAACGUCGAGGGCACUGUCAGCACCGAGGCCAGCAUCGUCGUCAAUACGCCGCCCCACAUCAAGGGCAGCAACUUCAGGGACGGCAAGACCUUCAUCGCCAUGCAUAAAUUUGUGCUGGAAGUGGAGGCCACCGCAGUGCCCGAGGCGGAGGCGACCUGGUACUUCAACGACAAGAUACUGUCCGUGGAGGAAGAUAGUGUCAAGUUCUCCUUCGAGGGCAACAAGUACACAAUGGAGAGGAUUGGCAGUGAUCCCGAGCACAGCGGACAGUACAAGUGUGUGCUAAAGAACAAGAUCAAGGAAGUUGAAGAGGUUGGACAGGUCACCGUCAUAGAGAAAGAGGCCCGAGUACGCCGCCCGCUCGAAGAUAUUUACGUCAAAGAGAACACAGAUGCCACACUCAAGUGCCAGAUCGUGGGAGACCCCAUCCCCAGCGUGGAGUGGCUUCGUAACGGAAAGCCUCUGCCGCCGUCGGAGCGUUACGAGGUCUCGGAGGAGCGCAUGAAGGGCUGGCACACGCUCGUCCUGAAGGAGGUUACCGAACAGGACAAAAGCACCUUCACCGUGAAGGGCAAGAACAAGCACGGCGAGUGUGAGACCUCGGCGCGCCUGGGUGUGCUGGUCCGGCCUCAGCCAGGAGAGCUUAACGAUGCUACCGUCGAUUAUGGCAAGGACCUUCUCCUCAAUGUUGCCAUCCAUGCGUUCCCGCCUCCCAAGAUGGUCUGGACCUUGGACGGCCGCGAACUGCAGGAGGGCGACCACUACGAGUACACAAGAGACGAGGAAAAGGAAGUUUACGGCCUCCUCGUCCACUCAGCUGUCUUGGAGGACGCCGGCAAGAUCACCUUCACCGCCUCCAACGCUGCAGGUUCCGAGUCCGGAUCCUGCACUGUCAAAGUACACACCGAGAAGCCCGCCAUUGUGGCCGAUUUGGAGGACUUGAGCUACUGCCUGGAGGAUGACGCCGUGUUCACGCUGCGCGCCUCGGGCCUUCCACUCCCCGACGUCGAGUGGAAGCUGCACGACAAGGUGGUCAAGGCGGACGAGCGCCACGUCUUCACCAACCCCGAACCGGGCGUCUACUGCAUGACCAUCAAGGACGUCUGCAUGAACGACUACGGCCCUGUGGCGGUUGUGGCUAAGAGUUUGGUAGGCGAGUGUGCGUCUGCCGCCAAGUUCUCGCAGAAGAAAAUACCGUGCGAGGUGGUUGAGGGCCUCGAGAACGUCACCAAGGGCGCCGAAGGGGAUGACGUCACUCUCACCGUCAAGAUUAGGGCUUCGCCGAGACCCAACUUUGUCUGGACGAAAGACAGCGACAUCUGCGAGGCCAGCGAGAAGAUCGUCAUCGAGAUGAAGAAGACGUCGUACUGCGAGGCGACCAUCUCCCUCACCCUGGUCGAGGCCUCUUCCAUCGACUCCGGCCAGUAUCGCCUCAAGUUCCAGAACGAGCUUAAUGAGGAGAGCACAGAGACCGCACUCAUCGUCAGGCCUGAGCGUAGGAAGCCCAAGAUCACCAAGCCACCCAAGGAACUGCAAGUCUUGGAGAGGAAACGAGGCAUUUUCCAAGCCAAGGUUACUGGAUUCCCCAAGCCCGAGGUCAAGUGGAUGAAGGAUGGACGGCAGAUAUACCCGACAGACAUCAUUGACACUGGUGUCACAGGAGACGGAUUCCAGUACCUUGAGUUCAAAACAGUUACUAUGGAGGACGUCGGCCAAUACACCAUCUUCGCUUCUAAUGAGGAGGGAACCGCUGAAGCCCACGCUGCCCUCAUCGUCGUUCCUCCUCCGUCGAAGCCCGAGUUCCUCCAGAGCUUGAAAGCCAGCAAGGUCAUUCUGGGAUACCCAGCCAGGAUGGAGGUUAAGCUUGGCGGAUACCCGAUGCCAGAAGUCCAGUGGUUGAAGGAUGGCCAGCCUCUCAACAUCGACGGGACGCACUACAAGCAGAUCGUGGAGCCCGACGGGACGGUGAUCCUGCAGAUCGACGCGGCCACCGAGGGCGACAUGGGAGAAAUCACGUGCGUUGCGAAGAACCCCGAGGGCGACUCUCAGUCCUCCGCCACACUCUCCGUCCUUGGCUUCAAGCGCGAGGACGGUCAGCCUGACGGACCUGCUGCCUUCACCGAAGGCCUCAAGGACAUGUGCUUCGACGAAGGUAUGGUGAUGCGCCUGCCCGUGGCCAUGAAGGGCGGCCCCGUACCCAACAUGAAGUGGUACAAGGACGGCCAGGAGAUCAAGCUGGACGACCGCUGCUUCUUCACCUACGACGGCGAUCGGACAUACCUUGAAAUCCGUCCUUGCAAGGGAUCCGAUUCGGGAAUGUACAAGUGCGUAAUCCAGAACAGCCAUGGAUCGGCUGAGACGGAGUGUGAAGUGUCCAUCAGGAAGUGCUACGAAGCUCCAUUCUUCACCAACACCUUCACUAGAAUGGAUAAGCUGCCUGGUAGUGAGGUUAAGAUGUCGGUGAGGUACGACGGCGUGCCCAAGCCCGAACUCUCCUGGUUCCACAACGGCGAGCCCAUCCUUCACGACGGCGACAAGUACCGCAUCAGGAAGGACGGCGAUGGCCAGACUCUCACGGUGAAGGAGCUCACCUACAGCGACUCUGGCGCCUGGAAGGUUGUCGCCAAGAACCGCGAGGGAGAAACUGAGCACGAGGCGGAACUCAACGUUUCGGAUGACGUGGAUCCUAACAGGCGCAUUGAGGCCCCUGUGUUCAUGAAGGUGAUUGGAGACCAAGAGCUCUUCGAGGGCUACAACGCUCUCUUUAAGGCCGUGGUGUCGGGCAAACCAGAGCCUGAGUUCAAGUGGCUCAAAAACGGAGGCACCAUCGUGGCAUCAAACCGCGUUAUUAUGGAGCGCGAUCCCGAGGGCCUCAUUCGUCUCACCAUUAAGAGGAUCACGCCCGAGGACGCCGGCCAGUACACCCUCAAGGUCUGGAACGAUUAUGGCGAGGCCUCCUGCCACGGCAAGCUCAUCUGCGAGACCCUGACCAGCAGGAAGAAGCGGCCUGUGGGCGACGAGUACAAGGGCUUCGACAGGAUCCGGCGCUCCGGUGUCCCUAUGCCGUUGCCCGAGAAGCCAAUGAUCAGCGCCCUGGCAGACCGCCGCCUUACGCUCUCCUGGAUGCCCCACCUCGCUGCGCCCCAGACUAUGCCCUGCACUUACCAGGUGGAGAUGUGCGAUGCGCCCGACGGCGACUGGUUCACGGUUAGGACAGGCAUUCGCGGCUGUAGUGUUGACAUCACCAACCUCAUGCCAAAGGGCGACUACAAGUUCCGCGUCCGCGUAGCCAACAAGUAUGGCGUGUCUGAGCCAUCUCCCUACGUCGCCACCCAGAGGUUCAAGCUGGAGUUGCCUGCCAUCCGCUACGAGCCGCAGAUGGACCCGAACUACGAGUACAAGGGCGAUGGCCCAUACGUUCCCGAGGGCUUCAGGAUUAGCCGCGACUCUCUGGGUAACUAUUUCGCUGCCCCAAGAUUCCUCCGCUUGCCGCACGACACGCAGUAUGGCUUGAAGGGUUUCAAUGCCAACAUCAAGUGGUAUGCGUACGGAUACCCGACUCCGAAAGUCAGGUUCCUGAAGAAUGGGCAACCGCUUGAGGUCGGAGACAAGACGCGUUUCAAAUACAGCCAGGAGGUCACGGGCGAGAUCUGCCUCUACAUCGAUAGGAUGACCGAGGCUGAUGUGGGCACCUACGAGUGCUUGGUCCGCAACGAACACGGAGAGUCUCGCCAGCGAAUCAAGAUGGACAUCUGCGAGUACCCGCGGGUAUUGGAGCCACUCGAAGAGAUCCACCUCAAGGCCAACUCCUCAGGAAAGAUUGCUUGCAGGAUCACAGGCUUCCCUCCGUGCCAAGUGCAGUGGUUCAGGGACUGGGAACCCAUUGCCUUCACUUACAAACUCAGGCCGGCGCAGUCGGACCCAGACUUGUAUUUCCUUCACAUCAGCGGAUGCCAAAUCAAGGAUUCUGGAUUAUACUCCGUGGCGGCUUCGAAUGUUGCGGGUACAGUUCACAGUUCUUGCAUGGUCCACGUUGAGGCUGACGACAUCGGCUUCUUCUGGAUGGGCCCAGGCUCCGGCCGCAGCGUGACCAUGAACAACCGCCGCGGACACUGGAGGACCACUACGACGUGGGGGACGAGUUAGGUCGCGGAACGCAGGGUGUCGUCUAUCACUGCGUGGA